Molecule: messenger RNA, 2637 nt
Organism: Hypanus sabinus (Atlantic stingray)
Lineage: Eukaryota; Metazoa; Chordata; Chondrichthyes; Myliobatiformes; Dasyatidae
Product: dynein regulatory complex protein 11-like
Exons: 20
Coding region: 224-2620 (798 amino acids)
Molecular function (GO): ATP hydrolysis activity; protein binding; ATP binding
Source: RefSeq, a predicted model, not a curated record
UUCGGCACAGCACCUGUUAUGAGGGCCGAUGAUUUUACAGAUGGAGCAUGGCCCAGACGGAGAGAGAGCCCUUCUGCAGACACAACGAGAAAAUAAUAAGUUCAAUCACACCCUGAUCGACAGAGAGAUUUGGAACAGCGGCAACCAACCAACAGAGAGCACUAACUGACCAGCAGGGACCAGUAACUGACCAGCAGCUGAGGGACCUUAUAAGUUCACAGUCAUGUCCCACAGCACCUACCAACAGCUAUGGCAUCGUGCACAGCAAGGUGUCGAGGAGAUCCUGCAGCUGGAGUCCGAAAGUGCUGGAGAAGAUGGCCAGCUCGAGGAGUUCCGACACCACCACAACCUGUUCAUCAAGUACGUGCGGAUCUUCCAGAAGCUUCAGCUGCUGCAGGACCAACUGGUGCAGCCACAGAAAUGGCAGCUGGUGGACAAACUGCUGCAGGCGCUGGCGGGACGGCUGCUGGAACUGCGUCACCAGAUGGUGCAGGCAGGCCUCACUGAGUUUCAUUACAUGGAUGACACCCUCCAAGACCUGAAGCUGACCCCCAGUAAUGCUGAGAUUCCAAUCCCCAGAUACAUUUCCAGAGAGGCAGAGAAGCUCCGUGAGGAACGGAAGAUAUUUCUGGGGCAGCUUCUGGAGGAGGAGAGCCCAGCACUGGAAGAAGCAGUGCUGACCACAGAUGAGGCUGUCCGCAUCAUCCAGGUGGCAGAACGCGGGAGGCAGGGCCGCCUGCGUGCAGAGUUCAUGAAGAAGAUCUGGGACGAACAACAGAGGGGCAAACGCAGGAAGAUGAUGGCCCCCAUCUCCAUGGAGAGUCAAGAGGCUGCCACACUCAUCCAGAAGGUGUGGAGGGGUUACUAUCAGAGAAAGCAAACCGUCCGCGAGCGAGCCCAAGAACUUGAGCUCAUCGGAAUGGUCCCCACUGUGGACACAGAGAAGCCGGGAGCUGCCUCGGUUGCAGCGGAGGAGGCUGCAGAAAGGAUGCAUGAGUUACAGCAGCGGCACUGGGUAGAGUUCGUCAGAGACCAAGACCGCAUCAAGCAGCUGGUGAUAGACACGGAGGGUCCCAACGUGAAGGAGACCCUCAGGGACCAGAUCCACAAAUGGUUCAUUGAGUGCUAUAAUUCCACCGGCAAAUUCCCUGAUUUUCCCAGUGUGGAACAAGGUGGCUCAGAGAUCAUCUUCACCGAGAACACACCAGAGCAGUUAUUGGCUGAAAUGGCAGCAGAAGCUGAGGAAAAGGAACGUUCCAAGAAGGAGACAGUGCCUCAGGAGAAGAAGAGUGCAGAGCCCAAACCAGAGGGUAUCUCCAAGUUCCUCUCUAAUAUUGCCCAGGAACACAAAACAUACACAGCCGUGUGGAAGGGACGGGACGACUCCUCCAACUUGCAGCAGCAACACGAUGUGGAGCUGGAGAAGGAGGUGAAGAGGAAAGAAGUGGAGGCGGAGAUCCGUCAACAGGUGGAUGAACUGAUGAGGGAGGAGCUGAGGAAUUUACGAAUGGCGAUUGAACAAGAUUUCAGUGAACCACUCAAAGCGAAGCCCAAGACAAAGAAGAAAGGCAAAGAUAAAGGUGCAAAGAAGAAGGACAAAGACCUGACGGCACACAGGACCCUGACCUCACUGUGUGACGAGCUGAUCAAGCAAGGACUGAUGAAAGCUGCACCCCAUGUCCGUCUCUCCAAUUAUCUGGGAGACUUUGGUUACCUGGGCAGUUCUUUGUUGGCUGCUGACAUCGAGCCUCAGCCCUCGCUUUGCGACAUCCGGCAGAUCAUCACCAUGUACGCCAUCUUGCCGCUGGGUUCACAGACACUCCACGAGAAGGCUCCCCUGGUGCGCUCCAUUCUCCUGGCCGGACCACCAGGGGUGGGCAAGAAGAUGCUGGUGCACUGCAUCUGCACUGAAACCGGUGCCAACCUGUUUGACCUCUCCGCUAAGAACAUCGCUGGCAAAUACCCCGGCAAAGCAGGGCUGCAGAUGAUGCUUCAUAUGGUCCUCAAGGUGGCGAAGCUGCUGCAACCUUCAGUCCUGUGGAUUGAUGAUGCAGAGAAAACGUUCCUCAAGAAAGUGAGCAAAGAGGCGAGGGCGCUGGAGCCAAAGCGCCUGCGGAAGGAGCUGCCAAAGCUGCUGAAACGGAUCGGGACAGUGGACAGACUGCUUCUGAUCGGGACCACAUCGCGACCCUUCGACGCUGAUCCCCGGCCCUUCUUCCGGGUGUACGAGCACAUCAUCCCCAUACCCCGCCCGGACUACUCGUCCCGGAUCCUGAUCUGGAAGAAGCUGGUGGAACAGCAGGGAGUGGCAGUGAGCAGCUCCCUGGAGCUCGGCUCACUGGCCCGGAUUUCCGACGGUUACACCCCAGGACAGUUGGUCCAGGCAGUGCAGACCGUGCUGAAUGAGCAACGACUGUGGCCACACACACCCACACCCCUGACUGCGUACAGCUUCAUCCGCACCCUCAGCAGCAUCACUCCUAUCUACGUAGACGAGGAAGAAGCCUUCAGGAACUGGUUUGCUAAGACCCCCCUGAUGAAGGCAAUUCUGAAGAUCCGUCGGGAGAAGCAGAGAUCUGAGCAGGAGGCAGCAGAGAAGGAGGAGAAGAAGAGGAGAUGAGGGACCUUGGAGCCAGU